This is a messenger RNA of Anthostomella pinea, 363 nucleotides long. Lineage: Eukaryota; Fungi; Ascomycota; Sordariomycetes; Xylariales; Xylariaceae. The record is from the annotation of a GenBank genome assembly.
AUGCCCGCCGUCCGCCCCAGCACCGCCGUGCGAGCCACGCGCGCCGUCCAACAGACCACCGCCACCACCACCCCUCAAGUCCAAGCUGCCACCCGCAGCUUCAGCGCCAGCGCCCGCACGUCGGCGUCGCACGGCCCGCAGUACGACCCGCCGACGGGCUGGCUGUUCGGCGUCAAGCCCGGCGAGAAGUACCAGAAGGAGGGGUGGGAGACGCCGUUCUUCUACGGCUUCUGCGGCAGCCUGCUGCUGGCCGGCGUCGCCUACGGGUUUAAGCCUGAUACCUCAAUACAGACCUGGGCCCUCGAGGAGGCCCGACGGAGGUUAGAAGCCGAGGGCAUCCUGGAGGAUCCCCAGAAGAAGUAG